Molecule: messenger RNA, 906 nt
Organism: Rangifer tarandus platyrhynchus (Svalbard reindeer)
Lineage: Eukaryota; Metazoa; Chordata; Mammalia; Artiodactyla; Cervidae
Source: the annotation of a GenBank genome assembly
AUGCUGCCCCAUCCUCUCCCCGCGGCAGUGGACAGACUGGUUCCUGGUAGCCACCUAGACAUGCAGCUACCACCAAGGCCACAUUGCCUGGCCCAUCGUGGGUCCCGGCGGCCGGCGCCCCUCUGCCGGGCCCCUCCGCGGAUCAGCCCCACCUGCGUGCGCCCGGCCACGAGCCGCCAGGUCGUCCGCCUGCAACGGGCUGGGGCGCGCGGCCCCGGGGGGCGGACCCCCGCCGCCCAGCUGAGACGCGAUUCCUCGUGCGAGUACAUGUCCGCGGUCGUCGCCCCUGCAGCCGCCUACCCGGACACCAUGCACUUCGAGGCAGAAGAAUCCAAGGAAGUGGCUACAGAUGUCUUUAAUUCCAAAAACCUGGCCGUUCAGGCACAAAAGAAGAUCUUGGGCAAAAUGGCGUCCAAGUCGAUCGCAACCACCCUCAUCGACGACACAAGCAGUGAAGUGCUGGAUGAGCUGUACAGGGUGACCAAGGAGUACACCCAGAACAAGAAGGAGGCAGAGAAGAUCAUCAAAAACCUCAUCAAAACCGUCAUCAAGCUGGCCAUCCUUUACAGGAAUAACCAGUUCAACCAAGACGAGCUGGCGCUGAUGGAGAAGUUUAAGAAGAAAGUUCACCAGCUUGCGAUGACGGUGGUCAGCUUCCACCAGGUGGACUUCACCUUUGACCGGAACGUGCUGUCCAAGCUGUUGAACGAGUGCAGAGAGAUGCUGCACCAGAUCAUCCAGCGCCACCUCACCGCCAAGUCACACGGACGGGUUAACAACGUCUUUGAUCACUUCUCAGAUUGUGAUUUCUUGGCGGCCUUGUAUAAUCCCUUUGGAAAUUUCAAACCCCACUUACAGAAACUGUGUGAUGGUAUCAACAAAAUGUUGGAUGAAGAGAACAUAUGA